Molecule: messenger RNA, 948 nt
Organism: Rubroshorea leprosula
Lineage: Eukaryota; Viridiplantae; Streptophyta; Magnoliopsida; Malvales; Dipterocarpaceae
Source: the annotation of a GenBank genome assembly
ACCUCUGCAAACCCAGAUCUAGGUUCUCUCUGAAACUUCAUCUUCUUCCUCCUUUCCUCAUCCCUGCUCAUCCUUCCUCUUUCUUCUCCUUAUUCUUUCUCUCUCUCUCUUCUCCCUUAUUCUUCUUCUCCAGAUCUGGGUUUUUCUCAAACAUCGCACUCAAAUUUUGCUCCAAGUGCUAUUUAACUAGAACCUUCCUUUCCUCCCGACCCCCUAUAUUUGUACCCAUGGGUAUGAGUGCUGAGGAAAAGAAAUCUCACAAGAAGAAAGUCCAAAAGUGGGAGAAAGAUGAAUAUAGCUGCCACAACUCUUUACUUAAUUGCCUUCCUGAUGAGCUUUAUAAUUACUAUGAAAGAACUUACUCCACUGCCAAGGAAACUUGGGAUGCUUUGCAGAAAAAAUAUGACACUGAAGAGGCUGGUGCAAAGAUCUAUGCUAGUAGCCGAUGGCUGCGCUUCCAAAUGGUGGAUGACAAGUCGGUGGUGUCACAAAUUCGAGAGUUACAAAUGCUUGCUCAUGAGUUCCAGUCUAAAGGCAUACGAAUUGAUGACAAUCUCAAAGUUGUAGCCAUUAUUGACAAGUUGCCGCCUUCAUGGAAGGAGUUCCAAAAGAUGAUGCGUCACAAACAAAAGGAGAUCAUCGUGGAAAAUCUUUUAACUCGUAUUCGAGUUGAAGAAGAGGCAAGGAAUCAAGAUGCUCGAACUACAAAUGGAGGCAACACAUCAAAGGCUAUAAGCCAAAUCUUAGCUAUCUCAAAGCUUGGGGAUGCUUGGCUUAUGUAAGAUUGACAGAUACAAAAAGAUCAAAGUUGGGUGCAAAAGCUGCGACAUGUGUAUUUAUUGGCUAUGCAACUACAAGUAAGGCAUAUAGAUUCCUUGAUCUUGAUUCUAAUGUUGCUAUUGAAUCUGUAGAUGCUAUAUUUCAUGAAGAUAAAUUUCCUUUUAAACU